This is a messenger RNA of Dictyostelium purpureum, 1527 nucleotides long. RefSeq lists its product as uncharacterized. The record is from RefSeq and is a predicted model, not a curated record. Lineage: Eukaryota; Evosea; Eumycetozoa; Dictyosteliales; Dictyosteliaceae. The transcript has 3 exons. The coding region runs from base 1 to 1527 and encodes 508 amino acids.
AUGAAUAAAAUUUUAACCUUUGUUUUUAUCUUAUUAUUAAUUAAUGUUACAUUAGCCAGAAGAAGAUCACAUUUUACCAAAACUGAUUCCAGUAUAGUAUUCACACCAAAAGGUGCUUUAAAUGGUCUCGUUAAGGAUACUCAUCGUGUUUUCUAUGGUGUUCCAUUUGCUCAACCACCAGUAGAUGAUUAUAGAUGGAUUGAUCCAAUUGAUGUUAAAGAAUGGAAACACAUUAGAGAUGCCACCCAACAAAAACCAGAAUGUGCUCAAAGAUGUACUCUUGGUGAAGGUGCUUGCUCUCCACUUGGUCCAUCAGAAGAUUGCUUAUAUCUUGAUGUAUUUACACCAAGAAAUGCAAAUCCAGAAUCUAAAUUACCAGUUAUUGUCUUUAUUCCAGGUGGUGCUUUCUCAGAUUUAUUAAGCGGUAACUUUGGAUUUUUAGAUCAAAUUAAAGCAUUAGAGUGGGUUAAUCAAAACAUCGAGGCAUUUGGAGGUGAUAAAACAAAAGUUACAAUUUAUGGACAAUCAGCAGGUGCUUUCUCAGUUGCAACACAUCUUGUUUCACCAUAUUCAAAACCAUAUUUCCAAGCUGCUAUUCUUUCAUCAACUCCAUUAACUCUUGGUGUCAAAGAAAAAUCAAUUGCUAGAGGUUUCGCCAAAAGAUUCAAUAAACAUCUCGGAUGUCCAGAUGUUGAUGAUUUAGAAUGUCUCCGUAGUAAAUCAAUGGAUGAAGUUUUAGAGGCUCAAUCAAAAGUUAAAUACAAUAUGCUUUUGGGUGAUAAUAUUUUAGAUGCUUUUACCAUCUGGUCCCCAAUUCUUGAUGGAAAUGUUAUUCCAAAACAACCAUUAACUGCCAUUAAAGAUGGUGAAACCCACGAUGUCCCAACUAUUAUUGGUGAUGUUAAAGAUGAAGGUAUUAUUUUCAUAAAUCUUGCAUUCCCAAAUGGUCUUAGCCAAUUGAUCUAUAACACAACUGUUGGUCUCUUAUUCCCAGGUAAUAAAAAUAACAUCCUUUCUUUAUACCCUGGUCAAGCAGGUGAUUCAAGCGCUGCUUGUUCAAAUUUAAUGAACGACUAUUUAUUCCAAUGUCCAGGUAGAUAUCAUGUUAACCAAUUAGUUGCAAAACAUAACUCUCCAGUAUACCACUAUUAUUACGCACAUGUUAAAUCAACUGGAGGUCCAGCUCCAAUCUGCGAUGGUAAUGUUUGUCAUGGUGAAGAAUUGAGUCUCGUCUUUAACAGCUACGAACUUAUGGAUGAAGAUCUUGAUGACGAUGAAAUCGACAUGGCUCAAACACUCAACAACUAUAUUGUAAACUUUGCUACAACUCACAAUCCAAAUCAAGGUAUUAAAGUACCAACCUGGGAACCAGUUCUUUCAACCAAAAAUAGAACAUUAGUAAUCGUCGAUGAUUUCCAAUCAUUAGAUAAGACUUCAAACAAUCCAAAAUGCGACUUGUUAGAUUCAACCUCAUACAGAGGUUAUACUAAAGUUGCUCAAAGAUCAAUUAAAAAAUCAAAUAAUUAA